Lasiodiplodia theobromae is the source of this 1722-nucleotide messenger RNA. Its product is annotated as Rhamnogalacturonate lyase. NCBI's taxonomy places the organism in Eukaryota, Fungi, Ascomycota, Dothideomycetes, Botryosphaeriales, Botryosphaeriaceae. Gene Ontology annotation, molecular function: carbohydrate binding; catalytic activity. Gene Ontology annotation, biological process: carbohydrate metabolic process. The record is from RefSeq and is a predicted model, not a curated record. Bases 1 to 1722 code for a protein of 573 amino acids. The transcript is spliced from 3 exons.
AUGCUGCGAAACACGAUUCUCGCAGCCGCGCUGCUGGCGCAGACGUGCGUCGCCGAGGGGCCGUUCCUGAAGCAGCUCAAUGGCACAACCUGGGUCAUCGGCAACGACCACUGGAACCUGACGCAGAACGCGAAGUACGGCACGAAGCUGUACUGGAAGGGCAAGGACCUGGUCGGUGAUGCUGUGGGCCACUACGUUAGCUACAACGGCGCAGCCAACGACCUCGCCUGGCUCAACGCGUCCAUCGUCCACCGCACCGACGACUACAUCGACGUGCAGUUCGACGCCGUCGAGGGCGAGUUCCACUGGGUCAUCUACGCCGACCUCGUCGGCGCGUACCAGUACUUCGUCAACCGUGCGCUGCCCGUGCUGGGCGAGUUCCGCACGCUGUGGCGCCUCGACAACGGGUCGUUCCCCAACGGCCGCACGACGGAGCGCGACGGCGCGCUGCCCGCCUACGCCGAGUACCUCGACGCGACCAAGGUGCAGGACGAGACGUGGCAGAAGGCCGACGGCACCUAUCUGACCAAGUACGACUGGAGCGCCUUCAUCCGCGAGCAGGACUACUACGGCGUGUACGGCGAUGAGUUUGGGAGCUGGUACAUCAAUCCGGGCAAGGAGUAUUACAACGGCAACCACUUGAAGCAAGAGCUCAUGGUCCACCGCGAGUCCCUCACCGGCGACGCCGUCCAGCUCAACAUGAUCCACGGCACGCACUUCCAGGCCUCGUCGUCCGACGCCUUCGCCGACGGCAAGCUCUGGGGCCCGUGGCUAUGGUACCUCAACGACGGCGACCAGGCCGACGCCGCCGCGCGCGCGGCCGAUGAAUUCGCGGCCUGGCCCUACGCGUGGUUCGAGCACGCCGGCUUCCAGGAGCGCGCCCCCAAGGUUUCUGGCCGCAUCGUGCUGGCCGACGGCCGCCCGGCCGCCGGCGCAGCCGUGUUCCUGGGCGACAACCGCCCGAACAAGACGGCGCUGGACAUGGGCACGGGGCUGUACUAUACCGCGUACGCCGACGAGGAGGGCGCGUUUGUGUUUGAGGACGUGCGCGCGGGCACGUACGGGUUGCAGGCGUGGUCGAACGGAGGCGCGCUGGCGGACGUGUCGACGUCGCUGCUGGAGAACGACGUGGUGGUGAGUUCGGCCGCGGGAGCGCCGCGACGGAGACAGGACGGCGCUGCGCUCGACCUCGGCGAGUUCGAGUGGCCGCUGCACGUGGGGCGCGAGCGUGUUUUUCAAGUCGGUGACUUUGACCGCAAGAGCUUGGGCUUCAAGCACGGUGGCGCGCCGUAUCAGCACGCGCUGGUCAGCGACUGCCCUGCGGACCUGACGUUCAGGGUUGGCGAGAGCGAGGAUGCGGAUUGGUGCUUCGGGCAAAGCGCGCUGGGUGCUUGGGAUAUCGAAUUUGAGCUCGAUGAGGUACCGGUCAACCGGACGGCGAUCUUGACCGUGUCUCUGGCGGGAUACUCGCAGGGGACGAGCGCGAAUAUUUUGGUCAACGGCGAGGCGAACAAGGUGGGCAACCUGACCAGCGGCGUUAUCCCGAGCGACCAGUGCUUGUAUAGGUCGGCGACUACGGCGGGCGAGUGGCAUUUGUUCGAGUUCCCGUUCAACGGCGCCAGUGUGUUGAAGGAGGGGUUGAACACGGUUAGUUUUAACGUGACGGCGAGCACCCUGUGGCGCGGAUUCUUGUGGGACAGUAUCAUCCUGGAGUGGGUUUAG